This is a messenger RNA of Spizellomyces punctatus DAOM BR117, 4231 nucleotides long. RefSeq lists its product as uncharacterized. The record is from RefSeq and is a predicted model, not a curated record. The transcript is spliced from 9 exons. NCBI's taxonomy places the organism in Eukaryota, Fungi, Chytridiomycota, Chytridiomycetes, Spizellomycetales, Spizellomycetaceae. The coding region runs from base 316 to 4158 and encodes 1280 amino acids.
CCCAAGGAUGUGUCGUUUGUAUUGGCUCAUGUAAGCGGCCCAGGAUAUGAUAAUUCUUUGGGGUCUCGCCAACGGUCCCUCGUCUGUAUCAGAUGCAUAAUAUCAAAGCCAAAUCUCGUUAGAAGAAGAAUGUUUUAACGCGUAUUACCCUCGAUGCCCAACAACAACCCUUUUCAUGAUAGUAUUGUCCGCGAUCUAAUGCUACGCAUUAUGCAUACAAGCAUGUCCAACUCAUAGCAAUUAUAGCUCCAUGUAAAAACCGUUCUGUCCAGAUCUUCAACCACUGUUAAGACGGGAUAAAAUUGGGGAAUAAAAAUGGCCCAAGCAGGAUCAGACAGAUUUGAGGCGGCAAGUGCACGAGUCGGUCCGUUCCGCUUUAGUUCCAAGAUACCGCCGAGAAUUGGGGGCUACACAGAGCGUCCUGAUGUUCCUGUGCGAUCAACCGACUAUGACUACGAUGUCAUUCCCCGGGCUAUUUACAAUGAUCCCAUUCAAGAACUCUUGCUGCGAGAGGAGGGCGCGUCCGGCAAAAGGAGGAAGGCGAACGAUCUGGCUGCUAAGCGAUUGAGAAAAGCAGGGUUGGGCAAGUUGGAUGCAGGUGUUGGAGGUCAGAUGGGAGACGCGGCAGUCGCAGCAAAAGAACUUGAUCAAUUACACAAUUCAACUAGGACACUCUCAGAGUCUCAAAGUGAUCUUCAACCCGAUGGGCGAAUGAUCAUCCUAACUGAUUGGGGAAUCGACAUCAUCAACCCACAAUAUACGCCGCCAAUUCCACCUCUUCCCAAACCCCGCAUCGCAUGUCCCAUUGAUCGCCCGGUGUACACUGCUAGUAAGCACAAGUCUCUACCUCCAAGUUUCCCGCGUACAGUACGAUACGGAACAUGGCGAAAUGCUUGUGGCGUGUUCCCACCGGUGGUUGUGCGGACGGCUGGAAGAAGUGCUGAAGAGUGGAGGAAGAGGGAGAGAGAGCUGGUGGACGGAUUUGUGUUGAGGUAUGUCAAGAGGGUGACAAAACGAAGAAAAAUCAAAGCUGUCAACAGCGUACUGGCAAUCCCAGCUCGUGUAAAAGAAGAGAAUGUGGAUGUGGCGGUGAAGAUGAAAGUAGUGGACGAAGACACGAAUAUACCUAGAGAGGAGCCGGAAGGCCAGCAUCCUUCUCCAAUGAAAGAAAUGGAGCACAUGCAGCCGGAACCCGUUCUCGUAGAGAAAGAGCCAGAACGGGAACCAGAACAGGAAUCUCAACCUAUGGAAGAUAGCUCACCAUCUCUUCCGACCAUCCACCAUGCAGAGGACGACUCUGAGGCGGAAAGCACCUGGCUCGAGCAAGAGAAGCAAAGGCUCUACGCUGCUUGGGGCCGUGAGGAAUCGGGGCUUAUCGAACAUGACUUACAAAAAGUGGAAGAAGAAGUGCAAAUGGUUCGGGACGGCAAGGAGAGUAUCAUAUUGGAUCCAGUUCCGUCACCGGUGACAGCAAAAGAGUUGGCGAAAAGCCCCCAGGUUGUGGCAGUCGCUUCUCCUGUUCGAUUGAAACCAUCGCGUGAAGAGACAGUGGAGCCUGGCAGGAAGGUGGAAGUCGUCCCUGGCGAUCGCAUUACCACACCGUUGAAGAGAGAAUUCUCGGAACCGCGGGGGCGUCGUACGUCAUCACUGUCUGCGGAAAAGGAUAAACAAAUGACAUCCUCGCCCGUAGAACCUGCUGUGAUCAUACCGACAGCGUCGUCAAGUACAGCUGAGAAUGCUCCUAGCCCAAGGGAACCUUCACCGGCUUCCGGCCUACCCCUGACGACAACCGAAACUCCUUUCACCAGCUCAACUACCAACCUCCCUUCCGAACUCUCAAUUAGCGUUUCGUCUGAAAGCCACAAUGACCUCACACCACGUCCGAGGCUGCCGUCACCAACUGGCAGCAUGGUUUCUAUCGCAGCCUCAACCAUGUCCCGCAAGUCCAAGUUUUCACCGACUAAAUCUGUCGCAUCUUUAUUCAAAAAGAGUAUGGAGUCACUUAGUCACAAAGAAUCUGAUGAAGACAAGGCUGAACGCAAAGAACGGAAACGAAUGGAAAAGGAAGAAAAAGAGCGGGAAAAGGAAGCAAAAAAGCGUGAAAAGGCAUUGGAAAAGCAGAAACAUAAGGCAGAGAAGAAGGGAAAGAAUCAAGAGAAAUUGGGAUUCUUUGAAGAAUUACAGAUGGCAAAGACGAUGAAGGAGGAGGCUCUUAACGCUUCGGCUAGGCACAGCCUGGUGAUGGAGCAGCAACCAAAUGCCACAGACAUCACCGCUCGUUCACAGACGGAGGAACUGACUUCUCCCGCAGAGCAUCGGGCGCUAGCAAGCAAAACAGCAGAGUCAGUUGAAACAGGCGCGUUACCCAUUGAGCCGAAAACUCAAGGAGAGGAGGUGGAUAAGCUUUCCAGUGAAGCGCCAACCGAGAGCAUCCAGCACGAUUUGGCCGAAGAAGAACGUAGAGACCGUGAACGCGAUGAAGAACGCAAACGUCGAAAAGAGGAACGGCAGCGAAUCCAACAAGAAGAACUUGCCGCUGCUGCUGCGUUGGAACAACAGAAAAUGGCGGAACGUCGGGAAAAGGAGCAACGGGAAGAGGAAGUAAGAAAGCAGGAGGCAGAGCAAACAAAAGAACGUUUGGAACAACAACGAAUCAAAAAAGAGCAAGAAGAGCAGGAACGAUUAGAAAAACAGAAGGCAGAAGAGAACCGUUUGGAGGCCGAACGAAAAGAGAACGAAGCUCGCGAGAUGCAGCGUCGUGAGAUGGAAAGGAUAGAGAAAGAACGUGCGCAGACCGAACUCCGUGAGAAGGAGCGUGCGGAAAAAGAGCGUCUCGACCAGGAACGCCGUGAACAGGAGCUUAAAGACACAGAGGAACGUCAACGGCGUCUUCUCGUCGAGCAAGAAGAGGCUGAGCGACGGGACCGUGAACGUGACGAGGAACGGCGUAGACGCAGAGAAGAACGUGAACGAGAACGCCUUGAGAAGGAAAAGCUUGAAAACAAGAGAGAAGAGGAAAAGAAACAGAAUGAAUCACAAUCAACUCACGAUCAUGACACAAAGGCAGAAAGUGUCAUCAAGCAAGAUUCUCGUCCAGCCGAACCAGCCGUCAAACACAACCUGCCAGCGAAUGCUUCCAAGUUUCUCAAUGCGAUGGACAUGCAGACGAUGCAAGGGACCGCAACCAAACCAGUCUCAGCGCCAACCGAACCCGCUGCUCCUCCAAAAGAAGCAGAAGAGCCUGCUCAUCCUGCUGUGGAAGAUAUGGCGGCAUCACAAGCGUCACUGCCGCCAUCCAAUAAUCGGAAAAGUGUUGCGUCCUUGGCUUCCAUUUUUGGCGCAACAAAGAGCAAGACUGGGGCCGCUAGCGCAAAUGUCUCAAGAAUGUCGCUCGCAUUCGGUGGUGGUGAGAGUACUCCAAAGUCACCACCACAGCUUGUGGAAACAGUAGUGUGGAAGAACAUUAAACUGGAUGUAAAAGUCCAAGACUUUGAGCUUCACUGUUGCGAAAAUGGCAAAGCCAAACCCUACAAGCACUUUUUUCCACUUGAACUUCGUCGGAUAAUAUCUGCUACGGCCCAUGGGGCCGAUGUCACCCUCCAAGCCUGUACCAUCCGAAAAGGCGGUCGGACUGGAUCAAAGUUUAAAAAGAUGGUCUUCCAUUUUGGGGACGUAGGCAAGGCUUUGGCAUGGAGUGAGGGCAUCAUGGCCCUGGUAUACGGAGGGUCAGCACCCGAAACUGCAUCCAAAGGGAUUUUGGUCCUCAUUGACAAGUUUGACAGUAAAGAGGCCACCAAGUUGGUUGAAAAAUACAUGAAACCGAUUUGGGACACAAUCUCCAAGCCAUGCGACAUUAAAACUGUUCAAUUCAACGAGUUCAGUAUCAGUAACGUCCUGAGUUCGCAGGACUUUACAAAGCUGGGCAACAUCAUUUGCGUCAAUAAUACGGAGUUUACUGGUCGGUUGCAACAAGUCCUGGUAAGAAAUCAGCUUGCUCAAAAUCCAGCGAGUCUGCCGUGUGAGCCAGAUCCAGUGGAUGCCGCCUUGGCUAUUGUCAGAUCAACUAUCGGUCAGAAGCAACAUGUUUUACACGUUACUGGUGUUGUAUUGAAGCGAGAAGAGGGCAAGAUCGCUGGCAUGUUCAAGGCUUUCAAGUAGUAGAUGGCAAACAAAAAGAUUUUCUUCCACAAUAGAAUUGUAUCAUCCACCAGAAUGCAAUGAUAGAAACGUA